AUGGCCCCGCUCUUUGCCAAUCGUCCCAAUAGAGAGGCUGACUCAGGUUUACCUCUCAAUUGGUACCAGUCGGUCCUCGAUUGGGCCUCACCUGAUGAGGAGUGCGACAACCCCGGAAAGCUUGAUGUAUCAGGCAAACCUCUUGCGAGCUUCCAUGAGCUGCGCACCCGCGAAUUUAACAAGGAAUCGGGUGACUGGACCUUCGCGCAUGCAGUUCAUGUGGCUAGAUGGGAAUUCCACCAGGCUGGUUACACUUCGACACAGCUACAGGAAUCAAAACAAGUUUCAAUGCGAAAUGAUCUACUUGCAAGUGUCCUCAAGGCUUUGAGGAACAUCUAUUUCCCCACUAUACUCGAGUGUACGACUUUCGCGCAAGCUUCUGCGAAGUUCAUUUCUUAUCUUGACACAACGGCUUGCCUCGUUGUUGAGUUGCUCCCCAAUGGGAAAUCGCAGACCGAAAACAUUUCUCCGAGGCAUUGGUUUUUCACAGACCUUGCAAAGAAAUGGUUCCUGGCCGCCAAGUUCUCGUCUCCCACUGGUGCCCUUCCGGAACGCCUGCUCAAAAACCUCAAAACGCUCGGCUGUAGUGACUACUUGAACAUCGAGGCAAGUUCUAUGAUACAAACAUUAGGGGCCUUGAGACUAUCCACUGACCUUGCAAAAACUAAGAAGAAGAAUAAUUUAAGUUUGGAUAAAUGCAAGGCGAGUCGGAAGGUUGACGAUGACGCAGAAAGGCAGGCCGAAAAAAAUGCAACUCGACCUUUUGAUGCUUCUCCUUCCAAGACGAUGAGCUUCGACCGGAGCUCUCUGCAACUGCUCAUUAAUAAGACUAUUGACGAUAGGCUUCACGACUUCAACACCUCCGAAGUUGGCAAGAAACGCAAGUUCAACGAUGGCCAUCUUGAUGAGCCCAUCAAAGCCGCUGUCAAGAAGAAGCUUGCUUCUUAUGAGGUGCUGUUGGACGAUUACACCGGACUUACGGAUCAUCUUGUUCACAGCUUGGUCAGCUUCAGUGACUUGCCUGAGAAGGCUACGAAGCUCAAACAGCGACGGGAAGAGCUCAAGGCGGCCGCGACACUUUGA
Molecule: messenger RNA, 1083 nt
Organism: Beauveria bassiana ARSEF 2860
Lineage: Eukaryota; Fungi; Ascomycota; Sordariomycetes; Hypocreales; Cordycipitaceae
Exons: 1
Coding region: 1-1083 (360 amino acids)
Source: RefSeq, a predicted model, not a curated record